Messenger RNA from Phlebotomus argentipes, 2928 nucleotides. Its product is annotated as mucin-2. NCBI's taxonomy places the organism in Eukaryota, Metazoa, Arthropoda, Insecta, Diptera, Psychodidae. The transcript has 6 exons. The record is from RefSeq and is a predicted model, not a curated record. Bases 1 to 2928 code for a protein of 975 amino acids.
AUGGACACGGUUUACAGCACCAAGAAAUACCUGCAAACUCUCACGGCAGGAAGUGACUACUACAGGAGCCCCAGUACAGUUAGACAAAUGUCGCACGAUUACACAUCGUACCACAACACGAUGGGACGGCGCUCCACCCUCAAUCCCUACACCCACAUGACCAACAAAUACUCCUACCCGACCGACCACAGCCUCAGCAGCCACUACGGGUACAAUUCGUGGGGCUUAUGGCGGGAUUCUGCCAAUUUGUCACUAUCGGCGUUGUCAUCAACGAAAAAACGUGGUGUGAAAUCCUUUUCAAUAAUCCUGAUGACUGCCGCUUUUAUCGUGGUCCUGGCGGUGCUCUCAGUCGCCGGAUUGGCCUUCUACUUCAGCACGUUUCGCUCGGAAAUGGAUGACUCGUUGCUCGUGUUCGACGGCUCAUUCCAAGUGAUGCGCGGCGACAUGUACACCACGGGCCUCAAAUAUAACCACACGUCAGCUUUCCGGCAGAAGCAGCAGUUCUACGAGCGUCUCGUUGACAAUGCAAUGGUCAGCGGAGGUCUCAGGACCACUAGAUGCGACGUGAUGGGAUUCGGCAGUGGACCUCUGAUCAAUGUCAACUUUAGGGUGUUUGUCGACAUCAAAAGCUCACCUCCCAUGACAAUGACGAAUGUGGAGGAGCACAUAAAGAAUUCGCUGCUGAACGAAGUCACGUCCUCAAACUCAUCCUUCAGGAACAUUAAAAUAGACCCCGACUCGAUUGAGGUGAAGCGAUCGCUGGAUGUUGAGGCGCUCAAGUCGUCGUCAUUUGUCAGGGAGAUCGAUAUGGCAACCGAGACCACCACCAGAGUCACACCGGCCUUUGAUGAGCGCAUCACGAAAAAAUCGGGUGUCAUCGAGAAGACAAUACACAAGUUUUCAUCGUCAACGACGCGACAGACGCCCAAGCCCACUAACAGCACCCCAUCAGUUAUUCAGGGCUCAUAUGAAAUCACGAAGACCGAGGCGGACCUGACAUACAGGAAGGAUUAUUCCACUCCAACAGUGGGCACCACCGACGUCGCGACGGGCGUCACACUGAAACCAAUCGUCAAUCAUGCCACAAUUAAAGUGAAGAGUUCGUCAAAGAAGGGUGCUGCUGUCUCCACAGUGGAAAAGGUUAACGCCACGCGGACUCACAAUGUGGGAAAGGUGGAUAAAGUGGAGAAUCCCGUGCGCACUACAACCACAGCUCCCGUGACUGUGACACCCGUGACGAGUACCGAGAGCACAACGAGCACCACAGAGAGGCUGGAGACGAUAAGUGACACUCCCUCAAUUGCCGCUUCAUCGACCACAGAGAGUGCUAGUCAAGUGAGCACCGAAGAGGCGAAAGAGGAUUCAAGUCACGAGACUGGCGCCAAUAACAAAAACCCUCCGAAGCUGGAUGUGAAUCUCUUCACAAGCUCUCCAGUGCUGGAUCGCGAGCCAUGGCGUCCCAUCAAUCCGUCCACUCCGUCCAGGAAACCCACCGAGGAGACACCCAUCGCCAAGGUGCCCACGAUUCCGUCCAAGAAGGAGGAAGUGGUGUACAGGAAUAGGGGAGACAUCCUGGCGACGGAGAAGACGCAUCCCAUCUACUACCAGAGUUACACCAAUCCAUCCUUCUCGGCGACAACGAUGGGCAUUGAGCGACUGGGGGCGGCCGACGUGAGACCCUAUCCGCUGCCGGUGAAUAAGUUGUAUGACGAGGACGCUGGCAAUCUGGGACAGUUGAAUCAAGGAGAGGUGAUUCGCAACCCGAGCUCUGGACUGAAGGUGAACUACGACGACUAUCACAUGCACGGAGAUCGUUUUGAGCAUCUGGGCGGAGGAGUGAUUGUGAAGAAGUCUGAGUCCACGGAGGCUUCGCAAGAGAAUAAUUCGAGCGCCGAGGCCGUGCCAGAAGUGUCAACUGUGGAGAAUAAUGAAGACACCACCCUGUCACCGGAUGGCGUGGAGGAAUCCGACCAUUUGGGAGAUAUCCUCUAUGAUUUGCUGAGCAGCGGUGAACGAUUCACGGACGGAGUGAGCACCACUGAGAAGAUAAACUUCAACAACAUUCGCGAGCAUGUCCUCAACAUGGCCAGAAACGCCAGUUCCACCGCGACUGUAGAGAGUGCAACCACCACUGCGGGAAACUCAACCAUUGAGCCGACCACGACAUCUUCGUAUGUGGAAGUUGAGACGCUGGACUACACUCCAGCAUCGUGGGAGCCACCAGCCCUCUUCCCCAUCCAAACUAAGUGGGAGUUUGUCAACGGAUCAUCUGUGCUCGUUCCUGAGACUGUUCCCAUGAAGAGGAUCUACAAUGACACUUUGCAGGCUUGGAUUGUUGAGAAUUCACAGCAGGAACAGGAGCCCAACAGACUUCAGGAAUUGACAUCGAAGAAGCAGGAUUCCGGCAACAUUCAGAACAUUUCUGCCAUUUUCGACACUCUGGCCUCCAAGUUAGGAAUCACGCCCAACAUCGCCAGCAAAGUGCCGCCGUUCCUCACGUCCAAGAAGAACCGAACGCGAGCUCCGUCAACAACCACCGAGAGUUUAACAAGGGAAACAACAACAACGGUCAGAAUGACGACAACAGAGCCCGCAACAACCAUCAAAUCAACAACUGAAAGCCCUAGUAGUUCGGUUUCUACGGAAACCGAAGUGAUAUUGGUGCGAUCAUCUUCGGAAACUACCCCUAAUCUAUCGUCGGAAACAAUUUCCGGCAUGGCUGAAGUCGAGGAGGUCGAUCCGGCGAUAUUUGAAGAGAUGAUGAGGAGAUCCUCCACAACGAAGAUGCCUCCACUCGUGACUCUCCUUCCGGCGAGAUCCAAUUUGGGCGUUAGGACCUUCAGGCCACCCAUCAAGCACUUAGAUAGUCGAAACUUCAAGACACCCUUAGCUAGAAUCGUAACGGCAAGCAUGAGCGUUGGCAACUGA